Messenger RNA from Mercurialis annua (annual mercury), 1860 nucleotides. Its product is annotated as non-specific phospholipase C4-like. The coding region runs from base 144 to 1724 and encodes 526 amino acids. NCBI's taxonomy places the organism in Eukaryota, Viridiplantae, Streptophyta, Magnoliopsida, Malpighiales, Euphorbiaceae. The transcript has 4 exons. Gene Ontology annotation, molecular function: hydrolase activity, acting on ester bonds. Gene Ontology annotation, biological process: phospholipid catabolic process. The record is from RefSeq and is a predicted model, not a curated record.
GAGUCCCGCAUUUAAACACCAUUCUCCUACUUGUAGUAAAAGAGAAAUCUGUUUCUUUUUCUAACUUAUAAAACUCACAUUUAUGGGCCUGAGCACCAACAUCGCCACCAUAACAUCCUCUAACAAAUACAACCACCACCAUAAUGGCAGCGGAGUCCUCCGCCACUUCCGCCGCAACAUACCCUAUAAAAACAGUAGUAGUUCUGGUCCAAGAAAAUCGCUCAUUUGACCACAUGUUAGGCUGGUUCAAAACACUUAACCCAGAAAUCAAUGGAGUAACCGGUCAGGAAUCAAAUCCCAUCUCAACUUCAGACACAAACUCCACCCUUGUUUCCUUCAAGGACCAAUCUGCUUACGUCGACCCUGACCCUGGUCACUCAAUCCAGGCCAUUUACGAGCAAGUUUACGGUGUUCAAUGGACCGAAGCUGCACUGAAUAAUCCCCAGGUUGUCAAAAUGAAUGGUUUUGCACAAAACGCAGAGCGAACGCAGCAAGGCAUGUCCACGAAUGUGAUGAGCGGGUUUAGACCGGAGGCUGUGCCGGUCUAUAAAGAAUUAGCCGUCGAUUUUGCGAUUUGUGAUCGAUGGUUCGCUUCUGUUCCGGCAUCAACGCAGCCUAAUAGGCUGUAUGUGCAUUCUGCAACUUCACAUGGUUUGACAAGUAAUGAUGCUAUGUUGCUUGUGGAAGGGUUGCCUCAGAAGACUGUUUUUGAGUCUCUGGAUGAAAGUGGAUUUUCAUUUGGGAUUUAUUUUCAGCAACUCCCUAGUACACUUAUUUACAGGAACAUGAGAAAAAUUAAGUACCUAAAAAACUUCCACCAAUUUGAUCAAAAUUUCAAAAAGCAUUGUGAAGAAGGGAAACUGCCAAACUAUGUAGUGAUCGAGCCGAUAUUUUUCGAUCUUUUAUCAAAACCUGCAAACGAUGAUCACCCAUCGCACGAUAUAUCAGAAGGUCAGAAUUUUGUGAAAGAAGUGUAUGAAUUAUUAAGAGCUAGCCCACAAUGGAAUGAAAUGUUGUUUGUGAUCGUAUAUGAUGAACAUGGUGGUUUCUACGAUCAUGUUCCAACUCCUGCUACUGGCAUUCCGAAUCCUGAUGAUAUUGUUGGUCCCGAGCCUCACUUUUUCGAAUUUGAUCGUCUUGGUGUUAGAGUUCCCGCUUUUCUAAUAUCUCCCUGGAUUGAGCCCGGGACAGUAUUACAUGGACCUUCAGGACCAGACUCUACAUCAGAAUAUGAGCACUCCUCAAUACCAGCAACUCUUAAGAAGCUUUUCAAUCUGAAAGAGUUUCUAACCAAGCGCGACGCUUGGGCUGGCACGUUUGAGACUGUUCUCACUAGAACUAGUCCAAGAACAGAUUGUCCUGUCACAUUGGCAGAACCUGUGAAACUGCGAUCUAGAGAGGCAAAUGAAGAAGCGGAUAUCAGCGAGUUUCAACAAGAACUUGUACAAUUGGCGGCAGUAUUGAAUGGAGAUUGCGCGACGAAUAUCUAUCCAUAUAGACUUGUGGAAUCCAUGAAAGUUUCAGAGGCUGCGAAUUAUGUUGAAAAUGCAUAUAAGACAUUCUAUGAAGAGUAUGUGAAAGCUAGAGACAGUGGGUUAGAUGAGUCACAAGUCAUUUCUAUAGUCAAGACUCGGGAGUCACUUGCUAUAGUUAGCAACGGUACUACCUCAACAUCCAAAACUUUUAUUCAGAAAUUAUUUUCUUGCUUAAUUUGUGACUAUUAGUAGUUAUUUCCUUUUCUAUGUUGUAAAUUAAAAGAUUUAUAUAUACUCUUUUCGUUGAAAAAUGAUAAGUUAUUUGGUUAAACACAAAAAUUAAGAAAAUAUAGUUAAAUUAAUUACAAACUAGUAAUUUUUUUUA